Impatiens glandulifera is the source of this 2231-nucleotide messenger RNA. RefSeq names its product heat shock protein 83. The record is from RefSeq and is a predicted model, not a curated record. Lineage: Eukaryota; Viridiplantae; Streptophyta; Magnoliopsida; Ericales; Balsaminaceae. Gene Ontology annotation, biological process: protein folding; protein stabilization; cellular response to heat. The transcript is spliced from 3 exons. The coding region runs from base 84 to 2216 and encodes 710 amino acids. Gene Ontology annotation, cellular component: perinuclear region of cytoplasm; cytosol; plasma membrane. Gene Ontology annotation, molecular function: ATP binding; ATP-dependent protein folding chaperone; ATP hydrolysis activity.
AAUCUCAAUAUUCAACAUUCUUGAAGCAUUCUUGAAGAUAUCUCAAUUUCUCACUCUCGUAGAGCUUGUGGUGGUUCUUGGUAAUGGCGGAUGUUCAUAUGGCUAAUGCAGAGACCUUCGCCUUCCAGGCGGAGAUCAACCAGCUUCUAAGUCUCAUCAUCAACACUUUCUAUAGUAACAAGGAAAUCUUCCUUCGUGAACUCAUCAGCAAUUCAUCCGAUGCUUUGGACAAGAUUCGAUUCGAGAGUUUGACGGAUAAGAGCAAACUGGAUGGUCAGCCUGAACUCUUCAUUCGACUCGUUGCAGAUAAGGCUAACAAAACCCUAUCCAUCAUAGACAGUGGUAUAGGAAUGACUAAAGCAGAUUUGGUGAACAAUUUGGGUACGAUCGCAAGAUCUGGAACUAAGGAAUUCAUGGAAGCAUUGCAAGCUGGAGCUGACAUGAGCAUGAUUGGGCAAUUUGGCGUCGGUUUCUACUCCGCUUACUUAGUUGCAGAAAAAGUCAUUGUGACGACGAAGCACAACGAAGACGAGCAGUACGUCUGGGAAUCUCAAGCCGGCGGCUCAUUCACAAUCACCAAAGAUGCCGAUGGAGAGCAGUUGGGCAGGGGAACCAAAAUUACUCUCUUCCUCAAAGAAGAUCAGCUUGAAUACCUUGAGGAAAGGAGGAUCAAGGAUCUGGUGAAGAAGCAUUCUGAGUUCAUCAGCUAUCCGAUUUACCUCUGGACAGAAAAAACAACGGAGAAAGAGAUCAGUGAUGACGAAGAAGAAGAAGAAGAUAAAGUGAAAAAGGAAGAGGAAGGUGAUAUCGAGGAAGUCGACGAGGAGAAGGAGAAAGACGAAUCAAAGAAGAAGAAGAAAGUGAAGGAAGUGAGCUAUGAAUGGCAGCUUAUCAAUAAGCAGAAGCCAAUUUGGCUGAGGAAACCAGAGGAGAUUACAAAAGAAGAAUACGACUCUUUCUACAAGAGCUUAACAAACGACUGGGAAGAACCUCUAGCCGUGAAGCAUUUCACCGUAGAAGGACAACUUGAAUUCAAAGCCAUUCUCUUUGUUCCAAAGAGAGCCCCCUUUGAUCUAUUCGACAAAAUGAAGAAAAUGAACAACAUUAAACUCUACGUAAGAAGGGUUUUCAUCAUGGAUAAUUGCGAAGAACUCAUGCCGGAGUAUCUCGGAUUCGUGAAGGGUGUAGUCGACUCCGAGGAUCUCCCGCUCAACAUCUCCAGGGAGACGCUUCAACAGAACAAGAUCCUAAAAGUCAUAAAGAAGAACAUUGUCAAGAAAUGCAUGGAGAUGUUCAACGAAAUCGCAGAGAACAAAGAAGACUUCAACAAGUUCUACCAGUCCUUUUCCAAGAACUUGAAGUUAGGCAUCCACGAAGACAGUCAAAACAGAGGAAAACUCGCGGAUCUCCUACGCUACAACUCGACCAAGAGUGUGGACGAGAUGACAAGCUUAAAGGAUUACGUGACGAGAAUGAAGGAAGGACAGAAGGAUAUCUAUUACAUCACGGGCGAAAGCAAGAAAGCGGUUGAGAACUCCCCAUUCCUGGAGCGUCUGAAGAAGAAAGGGUACGAAGUACUAUUCAUGGUGGACGCAAUAGACGAAUACAUGGUCGGGCAGCUGAAAGAGUACGACGGGAAGAAGUUAGUUUCGGUGACGAAAGAAGGGCUUAAGCUGGAAGAGGAAUCUGAAGAGGAGAAGAAGAAGAAGGAAGAGAAGAAGAAGUCGUUUGAGAAUCUAUGCAAGACGAUUAAAGAGAUACUGGGAGAUAAGAUCGAGAAGGUGGUGGUGUCGGAGAGGAUAGUGGAGUCUCCUUGCUGUCUUGUUACGGGUGAGUAUGGAUGGAGUGCGAACAUGGAGAGGAUAAUGAAGGCUCAGGCGCUGAAAGAUAGCAAUACGAGUUCUUACAUGUCUAGCAAGAAGACUAUGGAGAUAAACCCUGAAAACGGAAUAAUGGAGGAACUGAGGAAGCGGGCGGAGAUGGAUAAGAAUGAUAAGUCUGUGAAGGAUCUUGUAUUGCUGCUGUUUGAGACGGCUCUUUUGACGUCGGGUUUCAGUCUGUAUGAUCCCAACACGUUUGCUGCUAGGAUUCACAGGAUGCUGAAACUGGGCCUGGGCAUUGAUGAUGAAGAUGAAGCGGAUGAGGAUGUGGCUGAUAUACCGAAACUGGAGGAAGGGGGUGACAGUAAGGAGAGCAAGAUGGAGGAAAUAGAUUAGAUUGAGAAAUGAAAA